Messenger RNA from Anguilla anguilla (European eel), 1120 nucleotides. RefSeq names its product ankyrin repeat and SOCS box containing 8 (gene asb8). The transcript is spliced from 4 exons. Bases 247 to 1092 code for a protein of 281 amino acids. The record is from RefSeq and is a predicted model, not a curated record. Lineage: Eukaryota; Metazoa; Chordata; Actinopteri; Anguilliformes; Anguillidae. Gene Ontology annotation, molecular function: protein binding.
GAAGCAUAGACUGGAAGCUGUGAAGACUACUAAUACCACAGAAGAAGAAACUAGGACGCCAUAUUGGAUAUGUAAUUUGGUUUUGUCCCUUGAGUGUUCAAGUUGUUGACAUACCUCGAAGGAGGAGCGACCGCCCUAAACCCUGGGGCGUCUGUCUCUGUUCGGGAUUGAGGUUCCUGUCUCUGCUCGUGGUGCCUGUUCUGCCCGCUGACACCCAGGCUCGGGUGGUAUGGUCCUCCGGCCCACAUGAGUUCUACUAUGUGGUACAUAAUGCAGAGCAUUCAGAGUAAAUACUCGCUGUCUGAGCGGCUGAUUCGCACCAUCGCCUUCAUCCGCUCUUUCCCGCACGACAAUGUGGAGGAUCUCAUACGCAGGGGCGCGGAUGUUAACCGGAUGCACGGCACGCUGAAGCCGCUGCACUGCGCCUGCAUGGUGGCCGAUGUGGACUGUGUGGAGCUGCUGCUGGAGAAGGGGGCAGAGGUGAACGCGGUGGAUGGCUACAACCGCACGGCGCUGCACUACGCGGCCGAGAAGGACGAGAGCUGCGUGGAGCUCCUGCUGGAGUACGGGGCGCUCCCGGACGCCCUGGACGGGAACAAGGACACGCCGCUGCACUGGGCCGCCUUCAAGGACAACCCCGAGUGCGCGCGCGCCCUGCUGGAGGGCGGGGCCCGGCCCGACGCCCGCGACUACAACAGCGACACGCCGCUGAGCUGGGCGGCCAUGAAGGGCAACCUGGAGAGCGUGCGCGUGCUGCUGGAGUUCGGCGCGCAGGCGCACGUGACCAACCUGAAGGGGCAGACGCCCGUGUCGCGGCUGGCCGCGCUGCUGGGGCGGGGCCUGGGCGGCGAGCGCGAGGAGGAGUGCCUGCGGCUGCUGUGCCGGGCGGCGGGGAGGCCCGCCCCCCCGGAGCUGGCCCGGGACCCCCAGCUGCUGGCCCGCCUGGGCGCCGAGGCCACGCGCCCCCCCUCGCUGCGCUCGCUGGCCCGCCGCGCCGUCCGGGGGGGCCUGGGCGCCCGCUUCCUGCCCGACGCCGUCAAGGAGCUGCCCCUGCCCGAAUCGGUGCAGGAGUACGUCCUGCUGAGGCACUGAGGGGCAGGGGGGAGGGGAGAACCACUUG